This is a messenger RNA of Oncorhynchus gorbuscha (pink salmon), 1229 nucleotides long. RefSeq names its product protein unc-80 homolog. Gene Ontology annotation, molecular function: monoatomic cation channel activity. Lineage: Eukaryota; Metazoa; Chordata; Actinopteri; Salmoniformes; Salmonidae. The coding region runs from base 224 to 1213 and encodes 329 amino acids. Gene Ontology annotation, cellular component: axon; cation channel complex. The transcript has 7 exons. The record is from RefSeq and is a predicted model, not a curated record. Gene Ontology annotation, biological process: monoatomic cation homeostasis.
CCCCCCCCCCCCCCCCGCCGCCGUGUGAUAGAUCACUCUGCCGUUCCCCGCUGCCGCUGCUCCGAAGGAGGUGCUGAAACCAUAUAUAUCUCCCUCUGUUACCUCUACCACCGCCGACAUUUGCAGCCAUUUUACACAAGCCGAACGGAAUUAUGUCGUGAGGCAUCACAUCCACCUGGGACGACCAGACCCAGCUACGUCUGGACCGUGACAAGUCGACAAGAUGGUGAAGCGGAAAAGCCUGGAUGAGACCGACACGGAGUGCGGCAAGGGUAUACCGUUCCCGAUCCAGACCUUCUUGUGGAGGCAGACCAGCGCGUUUCUGAGGCCGAAGUUGGGGAAACAAUAUGAGGCAUCUUGUGUGUCCUUUGAGCGGGUGCUGGUGGAAAACAAGCUCCACGGUCUCUCCCCGGUGCUGUCGGAGGCCAUCCAGAGCAUCUCUCGCUGGGAGCUGGUCCAGGCCGCCCUGCCCCACGUGCUCCACUGCACCGCCAUCCUGCUCUCUAACAGGAACAAGCUGGGUCACCAGGACAAGCUGGGCGUGGCGGAGACCAAGCUGCUCCAUACCCUUCACUGGAUGCUACUGGAGGCGGCCCAGGAGUGCAACCAGGAGCCCAGCCUGGGCCACGGAUGGUCGGGAGGCAGCAGCAGCUCAGCCUUCCUCCAGCCAAUGGGGAUUGGGAACCAAGGUUCCCCGCCAGCCAGAGGUGGCCAAGGUGGCCCAGGAUCAGGCACCGGUUCUGGGUCAGGAGCGCCACGCUGUAGCGGGUCCCUGGAGGAGGAUGAGCACGCCCGCACCAAGCUCUUCCACAAGAGCAUGGCCACUGUGGAGCUGUUUGUCUUCCUCUUUGCUCCCCUCAUUCACCGCAUCAAGGAGUCUGAUCUGACUUUCCGAUUGGCCAGUGGUCUCAUCAUAUGGCAGCCAAUGUGGGAGCACCGGCAACCUGACGUCCCCGCCUUCUCUGCCCUCAUCAAGCCUGUGAGGAACAUUGUGACAGCCAAGAGGAACUCCCCGGUGAACAACCAGUGUAGCCCCUGUGGGUCCAGAAACCAAGGCCCCAUGGGUUUUCAGGUGGUCUGUGAAACGGCCCAAUCAGAUUCAUCCUCCCCCGGGGCUGGAGAGCAGAGCUGUCGCCGCGGCAACUCAGUGGAAAGAGGUGGGCCGUCAACGCGACAGGCUCCACUCGACAAAGGGAUCGCCAAGAAGAAGUAAGCCGUUAUGAACUGUG